AUGGACACAGGCGUACUGACUACAGCAGACAACAACCCAUUACGCAGGUCCAGGAAUGAAGCACCACCCGCUGCGCCGGCUCCGUCGCUCUCUGUCGGUCCAAGCAACAACAAUAACAAAAACAACAAUGACGACUCGACAGAGACGACUAUGCCAUAUACCUGCCAGACGUGUGGCAAACGGAAAGUCAAAUGCGACAAGGCGAAACCAGUCUGUUCGAGCUGUCAUAAGAGCAAGCUGGAAUGUGUCUAUCAAGCGCCUCAGCCCCGGCGCCGCAAACGAAAGCUGAGCGACAUUGUCCAUCAAAGGCUCGAUCAAUAUGAGCGCAUCUUGGCGCAGCAUGGCCUCCUGCCCCACGACACGACUACGUCGACGCCAAAUGACGAGCCACUACAGGCGCAAGAGCCGGCCCCUUCCACCGGGCAACCAGCGUCUGAUUCCGGCGCGUCGAGAAUGGGGAAGCUGGUAGCUGGCGAAGGCAAAUCAAUCUACCUCGACAGUCAGCUUUGGCGCAAUCUUGGCGGGGGUCAGAAGCGAGGCGUAGCUGACGACGACGACGACGACGACGACGACGACGACAACGACACCGAGGAAGAAGAAGGCGAAGCAGGAGAGGCAGAAGGAGAGGAUCCAUCAAUGUCUGCCGUUCUCGGCGAUUUUGAUUUUGCGGGCGACCCGUUGACCGGAGCGUUCAUGGGCUCGAACACCAGUUUGCCGCAGAAUCUGACGCAGUAUCAUCCCCGCCACGCGGAAGCCAUGAUCCUAUGGCAGACGCAUGUGGAAAAUGUCGAACCCAUCUGCAAGAUCCUCCACGUUCCAACGACAUUUCAGAUGCUGGACCGCGUGUCACGAGAACCCGAGACAGUGUCGAGAGCAGACGAGUGCCUGCUGUUUGCCAUCUAUCACUUUGCCGUCUUCUCGCUGACAGAGGAUGACUGUGCCAGGAAAUUUGGCCAGGCGCGGAACAAAAUGCUGCAGAGGUUUCACUUUGCGACGCGGCAGGCUCUGGUCAACGCUUCCUUUCUGCGAACCACCGAGAUGUCCAUCUUGCAGGCUCUCGUCCUGUUCCUCAUUCCCGGUCGCUUCAUCUACGACCCACACACAUAUUGGAUCCUAACGGGAGUGGCGAUCCGCAUCGCCCAGCGCAUGGGUCUUCAUCGUGAUGGCGAGCAGUUGGGCUUGCAUCCAUUCGAGGUGCAAAUGCGCCGCAGGCUGUUCUACCAGCUCCUGCCGCUCGACGGCAUUGCCAGCAAGAUGUCCGGCACGGGGAUCGCCACCAUGACAGACCCAUGGGACACCCAGCAGCCAUCGAACAUCCACGACGACCAGAUCUGGCCCGGCAUGACGGAGCCACCCCAGGAGCGGAAGGGAGCCACGGACAUGAUCUUCUGCCUGACACGUGCAUUUGUCGGAAAGGCCAUGGCGCGAGCGGAACAAUCAAAACACGACACGCAGAGCGAGGAUGAUGCUGAGCUCCUGAUUGCCGAGACCGAAAGCCAGGUCGAGGAGAAGUAUAUCCGCUAUUGCAACGUCGUCGACCCCCUCCACUAUCUGACGGUCUGUCUGGCGAGAUCGGCCAUCACGGCCAUGCGUCUCCGGGCGCGACUCCCCAAGGAUAAGAACCAGGCCAUCACGGACACCGAGGCACGGGAACUGUUCCAACUGGCACAGGACAUUCUUCAGACGGAUCUGGCCGCGUCGGCGAACACGAGCUUGAGGAGAUAUCGAUGGCAUUUGAGAUCCUUCUUUGUAUGGGGCUCGUGGGACUCGCUGAUCUUUACCAUCACGAGCCUGCAGAAGCCCGACCUGCUUUCGCCCGCGACUACGGACGCCGCCUGGAGGAGGGUAGAGGAGCUGUACAACAACCACGGCGAGCUCCUCGAGUCGAAACAAGCCCUGCACAUCGCCAUCAGGCGCAUCACGCUCAAAGCCUGGGCCGCGAACCCACCCCAGAACCGAGUGCCCGAGCCGGCCUUUAUCACCGAAUUGCGCUCCCUCCGUAGAAUGGGCCGCAAGGGCAGGCCAGACAGACAAGGUAGUAAUGUAACUCCCACCCCCGGAAUGGCGGAUACAGUCGAUCAGACGCCUUCCAGCGAUGCCAACGCCCUCUUGAACAGCCUGUCCGGUGUCCCCGGGCUUGAUAUAAUGGAUGACUUCAGCCUCGACACGGUCGAUUGGACCUUUUGGGACCAGCUGAUUCAAGGCUAUCAGGCGCAGGGUGGCCAGUAA
Molecule: messenger RNA, 2229 nt
Organism: Cladophialophora carrionii CBS 160.54
Lineage: Eukaryota; Fungi; Ascomycota; Eurotiomycetes; Chaetothyriales; Herpotrichiellaceae
Exons: 1
Coding region: 1-2229 (742 amino acids)
Biological process (GO): DNA-templated transcription; regulation of DNA-templated transcription
Molecular function (GO): DNA binding; zinc ion binding; DNA-binding transcription factor activity, RNA polymerase II-specific
Source: RefSeq, a predicted model, not a curated record